AAGUUUUAGUUAAGCGGUGUUGUUGCCCGUGAAGGAUGCCUUCUGCCGCUAAUGCGAAACUAGAAAAACAGGUCUCUACGGAGACCUCAGAUCCAUUUCGGCAAGCCUUUACUGCUGUUGAGCACAAAAUUAGAAAUUUAGAGAAAAGAAAAAAGAAGAUAGAGCUGUACCAGGAGGAGCAGAAGAACGGCAAGACGCUGAACAGCGACCAGCUGUCGGCGGUGGCGAGGUUCGACGAGGUGAGCUGUACGCUGGAGAACCUGCGGGAGCUGCUGAAGCAGUUCAGCGCGAUCGCCGCGGAGCAGGCGCGGCUGCAGAAGAAGCUGGCGCGCAAGGAAGCGCUGGAGCGUGCGCAGCAGGACCUCACCAAGAUAAAGGAGAUACUGGUGGUCCAGGAUGUCCUUCAGAACAUGGGCCAGGACAAUGUGCGCGAGGACUUCUUGGCGGGGCGCAACGGGGCGGUACAGCUCACGGAGGAUGAUCUCAAGUACUUGGAUGAUUUGUACCUCGAGAUUUCUCUCAAACGUGGCGUGGAAGAGGGCCUCCCGUCUUUUGAGGAACAAUUGCAGCAGUGUGCAGAGCACUUACUGUCCAUUGUGGACGGCAAGGUGAAGGACAUUGUCGGGACUACGUAUGGCAAACUGAAGGAGCUGAUAGGAACGAUACAGUCGUGUGGCUAUUUCGACCAUGUGUCUGAGGAAGCUCCGACGGAACAGGUGGAGGAAGUGAAGACUGAAGUCGUGGAGGAGGCGGCAGCGAUGGAAGAAGUGGAGGAGGUAGUACAGGAGCAAGCACCCACGCAGCCGGAGACUACAUUCCCCAAAGGCCUGGUCCCCCCGCAGGCCGUGCCCGUGCCCGUGCCGGUGGCGGUGGUCGAGAGCUCCUUCUUCACGACGGCUGCCGUCCCGGUGGCCUUCCCCAGCAACCCCUCGCAGCCCCCGCCCACCCCGCUCAACGAGUUCAUCAGCUCCGGGGGAAUCGACUUCAUACAGGAGUCGGAGCUGGAUUCGUCGGAAGUGGCGAUCCUGAGUGGACCAUUAUUGGUGCCGCAGCGGCUGGCGGCCACUCCUCCGCCCGUCGCCGCCCUGCCUGUUGCACCCAUUCCCACCCAGACCUUCACCAACCAGAGCUUCGCAGCGGUUCCCACGGCCGCGCACAAGGAGGAGGGGGAGGAGGCCCGCGGCGUGCCGGAGCAGCCGGCGCUGGUGGCAGCAGAGGGGGAGGGCUGGAGCAAGCUGGAGGGGGGCGCAGGGGGGGACUGGAGCCAGCAGAGCGACAACCAGGGGGACUGGAGCCAGCAGAGCGACAACGCGGGGGACUGGAGCCAGCAGAGCGACCAGACCAACACCGCCGACUGGAGCGCCCAGCCCGGCGACCAGAGCGACGGCUACAUAACGCAGGGUGGCUCGCGCAGCUACGGCGGCCGUGGCGGAAGGGGCAACCGUGCGGGGCGCGGCUCUGGCACUUCUGGCGGUGGCUACUCGGGCAACAGAGGGCGUGCUGGCUAUCAGAAUGGCCGUGGCGGUGCAAACUACGGCUACCGUGGCAGCGAGGGUGGCAACUACUACCAGCAGAACGGCUACCAGCAGCGUGAGCGUGAGGGCUACAACAGCUACGGGGGCGGAGGCUUCAAGCGGGGCGGCCCCAGAGGGGGAACAGCCCGCGGCGGAGACAGGGGCGGUCCGAGGGGCAGCGCCGCGGGGCGCGGGGGUCCCCGAGGCGGCCGCGGAGGGGGAGGCAGCUACGCUAGAGGCAGCAGGCAGUAGUCCGUAGGAAACCACAGUUACUAAGCAAUAUUUUGCUCCCGCACCAAAAGUACUGUAAUUGUUUGGUUGCAAUACUGUCAUCUGUAUUUAAUGGUUAAUAUGUAUAUUAUAUAUAUGCAGAAAGUGCUGACUUUCGAAAGACUGUUGAAUAUGUGCAGCAAGUCGAUGUAUCAGCAUUUUUACCUCACACCCUUCUGCUUGCCUACAAGAAGAGAAGUAAGAAGACCAAGAUUUUUGUGCUAGUUUUUUUGGUAUAAAGAAAAAUAAUAAUAAUUCAAAUGAUGAAGACGCUUUUCUCGAGAACGAACUCAAAGUUAAGUUUUAUAAAAUGUUGGCUUAAAGGGAGGGAAGGAAAAUGUGAAUUCAAGAGUAUUAAAAUGAAAUAAAUAUUGUAUCGUGUCAGAAGGCAGUUUUCACUGGCAACAACAGAGUGAUGAAUCAAUUAAAAAAAGUUUUUACUAUAAAAUACAAAAAAAGAGAACACUAGUAUUAAAAACGUAACUUGGAGACCCGUACGUGUGGUUUACUUUUUGUAUUCUUUGCUAUGCAGGUACUGUGUUGAAUCUAAUUUGUUCAGUGUGUGCUGUGAGCCUACCAAAUUAAUUUUCUUAAAUUAUAUACAUAAUCACAUGUAGCAUUUAAUUUGUGUGCUAAUAUUGUUUAUUUUAUUGUUAAUCAAGACGUGAUUUUUAAAGGUUCAGUAACUCACAAUCCACAAUUUUGUAUGGCUCAGGAGUGCAGGCAGCUGCUCGCUGCAAAAUUCUUCCAAUAAAACUUUGUGAUCAGCAA
Bacillus rossius redtenbacheri is the source of this 2555-nucleotide messenger RNA. RefSeq names its product caprin homolog. Gene Ontology annotation, cellular component: cytoplasm. Gene Ontology annotation, molecular function: RNA binding. Lineage: Eukaryota; Metazoa; Arthropoda; Insecta; Phasmatodea; Bacillidae. The transcript has 11 exons. The record is from RefSeq and is a predicted model, not a curated record. Bases 36 to 1766 code for a protein of 576 amino acids.